Messenger RNA from Ilyonectria robusta, 1449 nucleotides. Its product is annotated as major facilitator superfamily domain-containing protein. Gene Ontology annotation, molecular function: transmembrane transporter activity. The record is from RefSeq and is a predicted model, not a curated record. The transcript is spliced from 3 exons. Bases 1 to 1356 code for a protein of 451 amino acids. NCBI's taxonomy places the organism in Eukaryota, Fungi, Ascomycota, Sordariomycetes, Hypocreales, Nectriaceae. Gene Ontology annotation, cellular component: membrane. Gene Ontology annotation, biological process: transmembrane transport.
AUGAGGUUCCCGUCAGUGACAGUCCCCAGAGGACUUCUGCUUCCCUUUCUCGUCGUCACUCUCUUCGUUACCCAACUUGGACUCUCUUUGAGCGACCUGCCGUCCGUCAAGUUAAUGCAGGACAUUGUCUGCAAGCGCCACUACAAUGUGACGACUGACGAGCUGCUCCCGGAAGAAGAUUGUCGCAUGCAGGCUGUGCAGCAGGAGCUCAACGUCAUCUUCAUGGGCAUUCUGGUUUCAGCUACGCUUGGAGGUGCGCUCGUCUCAUUCCCGUUGGGCGUCCUUGCAGACAGGGUCGGCCGCGUCCCUGUUCUCACCAUGAGUAUCCUCAGCAUGUGUCUCUCGCAGGCCUACGUCAUGUACGUCUGCUGGCAGUGGAAAUCUCUACCUUCCAGAGCAGUCUGGGGUCUCGGGGUGCUUCUGUUACUCGGAGGUGGCCGAAGUGUUGCGGAGGCCAUGGUCUUCACUAUCCUCUCAGAUGUGGUGCCUGGUGCCAAAAGGGCAAAUUGGUUUCAAUGUGUUGUUGCCGCUAUCCUCUCUGCACAGUUACUGGGUCCUGUCAUAGCAGGAAGAAUCAUACCAUCCUCGAUAUGGACGCCGCUGUUCCUCUCACUGGGGCUUGUGUUUGCUGGAGGAUUCACCCUCGCCAUUUUCACGCCAGAGACAUUGCCCCCUAAACUGGACAAAGGGCCUUUCAACCCCGGGGGUUCGAAAGCGACCUCUUCUACACUACAAACCCUCAAACUUGUCUUCUCAGCACCGACUAUAUGGUAUAUCCCUGGGGCGGCGUUGACAAUACCGCUCGCAACCAUACAGUCGGAUCUCCUUUUACGCCUGAUGCCGAUCCAGUUUGACUGGUCCCUUCGCCAUUCUGCGAUUCUGAUAUCUCUGAGGAGUUUAAUUACCCUCAUCACGCUGUGUCUAGUACUUCCCGGGAUCACCGUUCUCUGCAACAAGUUCGCCAGCGGCAAGUCACAUCGCCUUGAUCAUGUGCUCGCCCGCGGCAGCGCCCUGCUAUUUGUUGCCGGAUCUCUGUGCCUGAUGAUGAUCACCAACGAAACAUUAAUCAUCGCGGGUCUCACCAUUUCGGCACUGGGGUCGGGCUUACCCACGCUCUGCAGAGCAAUGCUGGUGAGCUCUUUGAGAGGCGAGAGAACCGGGAGUAUUUUCGGCAUGUUGGCUGUGGGAGAGGUGAUGGGGUUCCUAGCUUUCGAGCUGAGCAUGGGGACUCUAUUUGGCGUUGGGCUUCGGACGUGGAUGGCGUUGCCGUUCUGCCUGGGGAUGGUCUUUGCGUUGGGGAUUAGCCUGACGACGUGGAGGGCUCCGGUUCCGCAACUGAAGAGCAUGAGGAGCUAGGGACAUGAGACAUGACAAUAUAUUUAGAGUCCCAAAGGAAUACGCUUCUCUCUUUGGCGUUAUACCACCACUUGGACACGGAGAGUCGCAACU